Molecule: messenger RNA, 1934 nt
Organism: Choloepus didactylus (southern two-toed sloth)
Lineage: Eukaryota; Metazoa; Chordata; Mammalia; Pilosa; Megalonychidae
Gene: CIAO2A
Product: cytosolic iron-sulfur assembly component 2A
Exons: 5
Coding region: 237-719 (160 amino acids)
Source: RefSeq, a predicted model, not a curated record
UUUUUUUUCUAUUGUCUCGCCGAAACCGAGCAAAUCUGCUGGGGCUUGUAGUCCUUCCAGCGCCCUUCCCUAUCUCCUCCACGCUACUAAGCCUGGUUCCGCCUACUCUUUACUCCUUUCGACCUUUAGGCUUCUCUUAGCCGGUUUGAAGACCAGGAAGUGGGUAAUUCCCGUGGCCGGCUGCUGACAGACGGUAGCUCGAGUGGGACAGUCGCCAGUGAUGGCGGAGCGUGAGGAUGGAACGGUUGUCUGGGCUGCUCUCCCGGAUGCUGAACAGAGUCUUGUGGCUCUCGGGCCUUUCUGAGCCGGGAGUUGCCCGGCGGCCCCGGAUCAUGGAAGAGAAAGCGCUAGAAGUUUAUGAUUUGAUUCGAACUAUCCGAGACCCAGAGAAGCCCAAUACUUUAGAAGAACUGGAAGUUGUAAAGGAAAGUUGUGUAGAAGUACAGGAGAUAAAUGAAGAGGACUAUCUGGUUAUUAUCAGGUUCACGCCAACAGUACCUCAUUGCUCUUUGGCAACUCUUAUUGGGCUGUGCUUAAGAGUAAAACUUCAGCGAUGUUUACCAUUUAAACAUAAGUUGGAAAUCUACAUUUCUGAAGGAACCCACUCAACAGAAGAGGACAUCAACAAGCAGAUAAAUGAUAAAGAACGAGUGGCAGCUGCAAUGGAGAACCCCAACUUACGGGAAAUUGUAGAACAGUGCGUCCUUGAACCUGAUUAAUAGCUAUUUUAAGAGAUACUGAGCUGUAAUUGUUUGAUAUAUUUGUUUAAACUCUUUGUAAAAUGUAAAAGACUCAUGUUUAAUAACUAAGUGAUUUGUAUCUCAAAGCAUUUUUUAAAAGAUUAUUUUCAAGCAAGAUUUAAUUAUAAGGUAGUAUUCAUUGUACAGCAUUCUCAGGAUUUGUAACACUUAAGUGUUCAGAUAGAGAAAUAUUUUCUAGCUAUUAUGUGUAAGAUGAGUUGCUAUUUUUCUGAUGCCCAUUCGGAUACAACUAUUUUUCAUGUCGAAUAUCUACUGUGCCCAGAUGUAUCCAAUUUAAAUCAUUACUCUGUAAAAUAUAAGUAAAACAGAGAUGAUUCUUGUAAUGAUUCACAUGAAAAUGUUUUCAUUGAACUGUGAAUUUCAGUGUGAAUGUAGAUUCCUAAAAAUAUUUCCAAAGCUUUAAUUUUGCUGAUUAGUAUAUAAAUUAGAGAUCAGAGAAUCAAAAGGGAUAUUUAAGAAGAGAUCAGGUGUAGGCCCUGCCUUCCUUCAAAGAGAGUCCUGAAAAAAGAGGAACAGAUGAGACACAGACAUGGAGGUGGCCAUAUGAUACACUCAAAUUUGAAGAUGAAGACAUCCCCCAAAGAAGUUUUGAUUAAACCAAUCUAAAUUUAUGGUCUGUUCUUUAUUUGUAUUUUGUUCAUUUUGUUGUAAGAGACAGUGAUCGUUUGAAAUGUAACGGUAUGGUAGGCAGCCUCUGAGAUGGCCCCCAGUGAUCUUCACCUCCUGCUAUUCAUGCCCUUGUAUAGUUUCUUUCCAUAUUGAGUUAGAGCUGGUUGGUGUGACCAAAAAAGUAUGGCAGAGGUGACCAUGUGUGACUUCUGAGGAUAGAUCAUAACAGGUCUUGCUGCUUGUACCUUGGUCUCUUGGAUUGCUAACAUUCUGCAGGAAGCCAGCUGCCAUGUCGUGAGGAUAUUCAAGCAGCCCUGUGGAGAAUCCUAUGUGGAGAAGAAUUUAGGCUUCUACCAACAACCAGCACCAAUUUGCCAACCAUGUGAAUGAACCACCUUGGAAAUGAUUGUCCUGCUUCAGCCAAGCCUUCAGAUAACUGCAGGCUGACAUCUUGACUGAAACCUCAUGAGACCCUGAGCCAGAACUACCCAACUAAGCCACUCCCAAAUUCCUGACCCAUAGAAACUGUGAGAGAUAAUAAAUGUUUAUUGUUGUUUUAUGCCA